Messenger RNA from Dreissena polymorpha, 4529 nucleotides. RefSeq lists its product as uncharacterized. The transcript has 11 exons. Lineage: Eukaryota; Metazoa; Mollusca; Bivalvia; Myida; Dreissenidae. The record is from RefSeq and is a predicted model, not a curated record. The coding region runs from base 25 to 1233 and encodes 402 amino acids.
CCAAUCCUUGUCAUUUCCGUAAAAAUGGCGGCGGCCGUUGAAAAGCCAAAAAUAUUAAUUUUAGGAGGCACUGGCUUUAUAGGUCGCAACUUUGUAUUGUUCUUGGUGAAGAAUGAUCUCGCAAGUAAAAUUCGUGUUUCUGACAAAGUUCCACCUCCGAUGGCUUGGAUGAAUUCAGUUCAUAAGGAAGCCUUUGCUAACCCAGUAGUUGAAUUUAAACAUGCUAAUCUAAUCAAUCCUGUGUCGGUUAGCAAUGUGUUCACCCUGGAUGAGGGAAACUUUGACUUUGCCGUCAACUUGGCUGCUGAAACUAAAUAUGGGCAGUCUGAUAAGGUUUACAGUGAGGGCAUUGUAAGACUGAGCUUGAACUGUGCAAAGGAAGCUGAAAAGCGUAACAUCAAGUUCUACAUAGAAAUGUCUUCCGGACAAAUGGCCUCCAGUGAAAAGAAGGGUGUCACAGAGGACUGCAAACCAGACCCUUGGACAAAACUGGCGGAACACAAGCUGGCGGUGGAGCAGGAAUUACAGCAGCUCACGUCCUUGAAGUAUGCUGUGCUGCGUCCCGCCAUUGUGUAUGGGCCAGGGGAUAGCCAUGGACUGACCCCUAGAUUGAUGAUUGGUGCAAUAUACAAGUACAUCAAGCAGAAAAUGAAGAUGCUGUGGACCAAGCAGUUGCAUAUGAACACGGUGCACGUGGAGGACCUGUGUAGGGCAGUGUGGCACGUGCUACAGCAGCAGCAGAGCGGGAACGUGUACAAUGUGGUGGACAGGGGUGACACCACCCAAGGCCUGGUAAGUGAUCUGGUUGCGCAAGUGUUCGGGAUUAGUUACGAGUUCCUUGGUGCGGUGAAGUCAAACCUGGCCCGUGUCAACAUGGCCGCGGUCGUUGAGGACAUUAACGACAAGCACAUGACGCCCUGGGCCGAGGCAUGCACACUUGAAGGCAUAACAAAUACGCCCCUCAAUCCUUUUUUGGACCAGGAGUUGUUGUACAACAAACAUUUGUUCCUGGAUGGCAGUAAACUGGAGUCCACAGGCUUCACAUUUGAUCACCCUGAGCUGAAGGCUUCAUAUCUGCAACAGGUUUUGGACGACUACAUUAAAAUGAAAAUCUUCCCAGCAUGCCUGUUAUCAGGGGAGACAAGUCUGUCAGACCGACUUCCAGAAUUGGAUGUGGAAAACAGUGAGUUGCUCGCCAUGGAUGAUCUUCAGAUAAACGGGGACAAGUCUUGAUUCUGAUUGUUUGUAGUCGUUCAACUAGGAUAUCCAUUUGGCUGAAUUUUAAAACUACUUUUGUGUUAAUAAUUAUUAUUAACUCAGUCAUGUUUUCUUGUGUUCUGAUAAUUGGUUGUGUUGAAAUCUUUUAAAAAAACUAGUUCCACUUUGUUUUAACAUUAUUGGUAGAAAAAAAGACUGACAUUUUAUGAUAUCCAAAUGAUAGCCAAAAUUUGUAUUUAAGCCAAAGGUUUUUAAUUUUAUUGUUAUACAUUGUUCAAUAUUAAAAAGCCCAAUCAGUUUAAAUCAUGUUAUUCUUUGACAAGCUAUGUGCAAUAAUGUUAAUUAUUGUAAAAUGUGUAAGUAUUUGUAAAAAGCCAAAAUGAUUGUAGAUUCUUUUUUAUCUUUCUGAAUUUCAUGUUUACAAAGAUAAGUAUGAACAUUAGACAUCUGCAAUAUACAUGUUUCUCAUUCAGUGUUUAAGCAUCUUUGAUUUUAUUAAUUGAUCAAUAAUUCUUAAAAAAUACUUUGUCUCAUAUUUCAAUGGAUUUAAAUCGUAAGACCAUCAUUACUGGAUUAAGUGAACAAACUUAGGUCAUAAUUUGUAAUUAUACCAAGUUCACAGAAAAUGUCUGAAAAAAGAAUAAUUCAUAAUGGACACAAUCAGGAUGUAAGAAAUAUAAGAUUUACCAGAAAUAUAUAUUACAUAUAUUUGUAAUAACAACAACAACAUUUAUUGGAGCAAUACAGCCUACAAUCAGACUUAAAGCCUACAAUAGUGAAUAAAGAGGGCGUGAUAAAAAUUAAACACUUAAAGAACAUCUUAGAGUAAUAAAAUUUAUUAAGAUUAUGUUUUAUUUUGGUUUUGGAGGUUGUUUGUAGUGUUGUUGUACAUAUAUUGUUAAAUUGUUAACAUGUUGUACAUGUACUUUUAAAGUAUUGUUAAAUUGUUGCUCUAUACAUCUACUGUCUUAGUUUAUAGUUAAAUGUUGUGAUCAAUAUCUUUAAGUUUUGUUAUAUGUUAUUUUUCCAUAAAUUUAAGACAUGUGUAUUCAAACAUUUUAACUGGGGUGCUAUGAGUUUUGCUAUAUUUAUAUGCUCAAGCCAAACUAUUGCAUGAUUGGUUGUGGGGAUUUUUUUUAAAUUCGUUUUAACUUUUAGAAAAGAUGAUGGUCUUUUCAGAAGUUAAUCAACAUUCCAAAGAAUAGUUACCAUUCCAAAGCUAGAUGCUGUAUUUUAAGCAUUUUUUAUACGUAUGCUUUGUAUUGGUUUGUCGUAUUACAUAUCAUAUGUAAUAAAAUAUUUGUACAUAUUAAGAUGUGCAUUUCUGUGGAACUUAUUUGCUCAAAACAUUGAAAUUAUUAAUAUGCUUUGUAUCUUAGUUAGGAAAUACUUUGUAUUGCAUUUUAUGCCUUGAUCCAGCUGUUAAAUAUCUUAGUAGGGUGAUGUAGUCAAUACUAUGUCUUGCAUCGUAUGCUCUGACACAGCUGUUCAAACAUUUGAGCCGCGUUCUUAGAAAACUGGGCUUAAUGUAUGUGUGUAAAGUGUCGUCCCAGAUUAGCCCUUGCAGUCCACACAGGCUAAUCAGGGACAACACUUUACGCUUUUAUGACAUUUUUCGUUCAAAUGAAGUUUCUUCUUAGCAAAAAAUUAAAUUUAAACGGAAAGUGUCAUCCCUGAUUAGCCUGUGCAGACUGUACAGGCUUAUCUGGGACGACACUUUACACACAUGCAUAAUGCCAAGUUUUCUCAGAACAUGACUCAUUUAAUCGUGAUUCAAAUUAGCCAUGUUAAAAUUCGGGAAACAUUUCAUUUUCAUUAAUAAAUUUUUACAAUCAAGGCUGCAAUUUUGAUAAAUCUAUAAUCAGUUCUUAUUUGGAUAUUGAUAAAUUGACCAAAGAUCAUGAACUCUUUGCAUAUUAAAACACUAAGCGCUGUCUGCUAUGUAAUAACUGAUAUAAUAAUAUUCUAAAGGUUUAUUAUUCAUCAUCACUAUGAAAACUUUCAAAGUGGAUAUUUUUUGUCAACCGGUGCCAUAGUAAAGUUUUGCAUAUAGUUUAAUAUAAUGUAGAAUUUAGAUUCCUCUAUUUAGUUAAGAUCAUGUCCAUCCUUACAGUUGUGUUGGUGUUCAUAUGAAUAAUUUGAUAAUGUGCAACUUUUAUUUCUUAAUUUCUACCAGGUUUAAGUUUAAAACAAAACUAAAAAUCCCGAUUAUAAGAUUCAGGGUCGACAGGUGUAGAUGGUGAAGAAACUUUUAGAUAUAACAAGCUUGAAUGGAGACAGGCAAAUGAUUUCCUCUUAAUAUCUUGAGUAAGGAGGGAGGUACUGCACUUAAAUUGUGUGUGUAGGUAGCAGCCAUGGAAACAGCUUUUGAGCAAUUAAGGUCAAGGUCACUGUUACUUAAACAAGAAAAACGGUUUAAUCUGUCGGAAAUGCAUAUCAUUACAUUUGAAUGUAGUGAUGAACAAUUUUUACUGAAAAAUAGGCAAAAGAGAUUAAAUGGUAUCUUUUUUUUUUACAGAAUUUGAAUGUUGAGCUUGGUUCUAAAAAAUUAUACUAUAUCAUCUCCAACUAUCUGUUUAAUUAUGGAUAAGUUAUGCCAGACCUUAAAUAUUGCAGUAAGUAAAGAUUGUGAAACAGAAUAAGCAGGGGUUGUCAGCCAUCAAGGAACAGCAGUCAGUCAAUAGCAAGUCUUCAGUCACUCCUGUCCUUAUCAUUAUAUUGAUUUCAAAUUGUUUAUAGUUACUAGUUCUGUGAUUGGUGUUCAGAAUAUUGAAUUUAAUGCUCAAUUUAUUUGUAUGCCUCUGAAGGAGGGCAUAUUGUAAUCGGACCGUCCGUCUGUCUGUCUGUCUUUCCGUCACACUUUGCCUUUAGGUUUUGAAAAUUGCUCAUAACUUCUAUGUCGCUUCAGAUAGCAACUUGAUAUUUGGCAUGCGUGUGUAUCUCUUGGAGCUGCACAUUUUGAGUGGUGAAAGGUCAAGGUCAUCCUUUAAGGUAAAAGGUCAAAAAACAAAUCCAAGGGAAGUAAUAAGCUUCAAAGGGAGAUAAUUUUCUGAACCUUUCAUUUUUUUAAUCAAAGCGGCACAGAAGGGGGCAUUAUGUUUCUGACAAACACAUCUCUUGUUUAAGCUGUCUUGGGUACUUCCCUGUGAAUGCUCAAACAAAGUUGAGCUCUGUAGGCCAUCAUGGUCGUGUUCCUUUGUAAGUUUGGUCAAUUAGGUUUAGCCCAGUGAAUGUUGAUAAAUGAGUUGUGAUGUAUGUUACAUUCCAUGUUGAUCUUGAUAUUGUUAUUGACAAUAUAUGUUGUACAGAAA